This is a messenger RNA of Eublepharis macularius, 3548 nucleotides long. RefSeq names its product F-box and WD repeat domain containing 2 (gene FBXW2). Gene Ontology annotation, molecular function: protein binding. The record is from RefSeq and is a predicted model, not a curated record. The coding region runs from base 517 to 1881 and encodes 454 amino acids. NCBI's taxonomy places the organism in Eukaryota, Metazoa, Chordata, Lepidosauria, Squamata, Eublepharidae. The transcript has 8 exons.
UUUCACCAGAGACGACGGGGGAGGGGUCGAGCCCCGUGACAUCAGAAGCCGGCUUUCAAACGUUCUCCGGAAGUUCAAGCCGUUCAAGCCUUUUCCAUUUGACAAGCAAUUUUUCUUUUAGACUUGAAAACGCAUAUUUGGAUACUGUUUUUUAUACUUACUAGUAUAGUUAUUUAACAUGUUAUAUUUAUAUGCUAUUUUCAGGCUUGUUCCGCUGCCGUUCAAAAACGACAUUUCCGGGUGAGGGCGGAAGUAGCCCUGGUACAGAGGCGGGAGGAGGAGGGUGGAAGAAGGAAAGAAGACAGGCGCUGGGCGAUGACGUUCGGUGCUCGCGCCGGAAGUGCCCAGGGUAGAGUCUGUGCCUGGACCCGGCGGCGGCAGCGGCAGAAGGAGAAAUGGCCCCAGCGGGAUCCAAAACCCUGUUGGACUUUAAGGAGAGAGAAGGACAUUGGCAGCUACCUGCUGAGCAACAUUCUAACACAGACAACUAUCUAAGGUAAAUGUUUCCAUAACCUUAUGGAGAGAAAGGACUUUGAAGCAUGGCUUGAUAACAUUUCUGUUACGUUUCUCUCUCUGACGGACUUGCAGAAAAAUGAGACGCUGGAUCACCUGAUUGGCUUGAGCGGGGCUGUCCAGCUCAGGCAUCUCUCCAAUAACCUAGAGACCCUCCUCAAACGGGACUUCCUCAAACUCCUUCCGCUGGAACUCAGUUUCUAUUUGUUAAAAUGGCUUGACCCACAGACCUUACUCACGUGUUGCCUCGUCUCUAAGCAGUGGAACAAGGUCAUAAGUGCCUGUACGGAGGUGUGGCAGACUGCCUGCAAGAAGUUGGGCUGGCAGAUCGAUGACUCUGUCCAGGAUGCUUUGCAUUGGAAAAAGGUGUACUUGAAGGCCAUUUUAAGGAUGAAGCAACUAAAGGACCAUGAAGCCUUUGAGACCUCCUCACUGAUUGGACAUAGUGCCAGGGUUUAUGCACUUUACUAUAAAGACGGACUUCUUUGUACAGGUUCAGACGACUUGUCUGCAAAGCUGUGGGAUGUGAGCACGGGUCAGUGCAUCUACGGGAUCCAGACCCACACCUGUGCGGCAGUGAAGUUUGAUGAACAAAAACUUGUCACUGGCUCUUUUGAUAACACUGUUGCCUGUUGGGAGUGGAGCUCAGGAGCCAAGACCCAGUAUUUCCGAGGCCACACAGGAGCAGUUUUUAGCGUGGAUUACAACGAUGAGUUGGAUAUCCUGGUCAGCGGCUCAGCAGAUUUCACUGUGAAAGUCUGGGCUUUGUCGACUGGAGUGUGUCUCAACACCCUGACCGGACACACUGAAUGGGUCACUAAGGUGGUCUUGCAGAAGUGCAAAGUCAAAUCUGUCAUGCACAGUCCUGGGGAUUACAUUCUGUUAAGUGCUGAUAAAUAUGAAAUCAAGAUCUGGCCUAUUGGAAGAGAGAUCAACUGCAAAUGCUUAAAAACCCUGACGGUGUCGGAAGACCGCAGCAUCUCUCUGCAGCCCCGGCUUCACUUUGAUGGGAAAUACAUUGUGUGUAGUUCAGCUCUCGGAUUGUACCAGUGGGACUUUGCCAGCUAUGAUAUUCUCAGGGUUAUCAAACCUCCUGAGUUUGCAAACUUGUCCUUGCUGGGCUUCGGAGACAUUUUUGCCCUCCUGUUUGAUAACCACUACCUGUACAUCAUGGAUUUGAGGACAGAGAAACUGAUCAGUCGCUGGCCGCUGCCAGAAUACAGGAAGUCCAAGAGGGGGUCGAGCUUUCUGGCGGGAGAAAUGUCUUGGCUCGAUGGCUUGGAUGGCCAGAACGACAUGGGCUUGGUCUUUGCUACCAGCAUGCCCGACCACAGUAUUCAUCUGGUUUUGUGGAAGGAACAUGGCUGAAGGGGAGCAGCAGAUACAUGUGUGAUGUGGCUUUUUUAAAACAAAUGAACAGCUGAGACUGCCAGCAACAAGUCAACCAGAGGAGACUUUGCAUGAACCAAAGCUGCUCAUCUUCCAGACACCAUCAUGCAGUGUACAAUCAUUUUACCUUUAAUUUUCUAGGGCAUUGGAGGAGAUGGGGAGGUACAGAAUAAUACAGAGGGGUGUGUUAUUAUUAUUAUUUUUAGAAACAUUAAUGCACCACAGCAUGCGUAACAUCCUUCACACCAACACGUGUGUAUUCAUGUUCAAGCAUACACAUUUGGGCAUCUUUCUCGACUAUGGCUUUAUGGUUGUUGGUUUGGCUUUUCUUUUUCUCUUAAAAAAAGAUACCAUUCAAAAGAAGAAGGGUAUUGGCUCUCAGCCCUUCCCACUCUUGCCCCCAUCUCUCUCAGAAAGAAAAAGAGGAGGUAGUGAAUUAAAUUGUUUUUUAGAUACCUUGUUCACUAGGUGUUCACCUCCACUGGGAAAAAUCAGAUUUCUGCAAGCUGGGACUGUGCUGGUUAAUCAGUUUCUCUGUUUCAGAUGUUACUUCACCCCUUACACAAACCAACAACUCUGUGUGCAGUGAAAGUGGACCUCUCCCCUGUGUGCAUCUUUUCUGAGUCUCAGCUGUUACCAUGCAUAGAAAUGAAUAUCUGAAGCAGGAGAUCUCGCAGUUGUUUGGAAAAAAAGCAGUGAGCCCCUCUACUCAGCAGAUUCGCUUUUUCUCUCAAAGGUCUGGCUCCUUUGGAAUGGGCAUUCACUUCUGUGUAUGGUGAAGGGGAACUGGUGCUUGGAGGGAAGUCAACAUCCCAGCACUCCUUCACUGGAGGCAUGAUUGGUCUUGUAAGGCAAAUUCUUGGGCCAAGCUGAGAGAGUCACCUUUUUCACAUGGCACCAAGUCAGUGGAAGGCACCAUCGGCCUGUAGUGGUUACUGGCACAGGAAAGCUCUGCCAAUGUGUGUUGUUGAAAGCGGCGUUGAGCCUGCUUGCUUAGCAGAUUCAGCGUUCCUCUCAAAGGCAUAGCUUCCUUGGAAUAGGCAUUCGUCUGUCUCAUCCUGAUCUCUCUGCAAGAGAUCUACAGGUGUUUCCAUCACAGCUUCCUGAAUCUAAUGAGAAAAGGCAAGAUGGUCACAAGGAUGGGUAGUAGGUAAGAGCUCCGUUGGGAAGCAAUUUCCUUUGCUUAGGAAAAGAACUGGAUAAUGAAGAUUUGGGAGGAAGUAUUCUAGCAGUAUGCACUUGUUAGGCUUCAUCUCCGCUGCUAAUCUCUGCAGGCACACAGAGGCUUCUCUUCCUGCAAUGGCUCAUUGAAGAGCUACCAGCGCAGUACUGUCAAAUCAAAAGAAGCUCUACGUCUUUCCAAGGAUGUUUCUUUGACAGUGUGUUUCCAGUGCAGAGGCCAAAGCUGUAGGUUGGCUGAAGCCUGGCAGCCUUUCAGUUUGAAAUCCAACUGAAGUAAUUUAAGGUUGAAAUAUAGCGGGACAAACUGAACAAUAUGUAGCAGAGGGGAUGGCUUCUCCCUACCCAUCUACCUCUGCUUCUGUUCUUGGAGGGGUUCUGGAUCAAAGAUGGCAGUCUUUUUCCAGCGCGUGCUACAAAAGUUUACACGACAAUAUUAAUAAAACCAUCUGCCUGGUUGAACUUUA